Chlorocebus sabaeus (green monkey) is the source of this 2271-nucleotide messenger RNA. It is a transcript of the gene CPZ, whose product is annotated as carboxypeptidase Z. Lineage: Eukaryota; Metazoa; Chordata; Mammalia; Primates; Cercopithecidae. Gene Ontology annotation, molecular function: metallocarboxypeptidase activity; zinc ion binding; protein binding. The record is from RefSeq and is a predicted model, not a curated record. Gene Ontology annotation, biological process: protein processing; peptide metabolic process.
CAUCCUCCCUCUAGCUUCUGGCGCUGCCCACUGUAACCCGACUCCGGCAUUUGCGUUUGGGGCGCCCUCCCUGCGCCGGGGGCGGGAGCCCAGCGAGCUCAGAGCCCCGGCCCGCGCGGCCCGAGUGCCACAUCACUGCGCCGGCCGUCCAAGGCCCGCCGCCCCACCAUGCCGCCCCCGCCGCCGCUGCUGCUCCUCACAGUCCUGGUCUUCGCCGCUGCCCGGCCGGGGUGCGAGUUUGAGCGGAACCCCGCCGGUGAAUGCCACAGGCCGCCGGCUGCAGACAGCGUCACCUGUGUGGACCUGCAGCUCAGGACCUGCAGCGAUGCCGCCUACAACCACACCACCUUCCCCACCCUCCUGCAGCACCGGUCGUGGGAGGUGGUGGAGGCCAGCUCCGAGUACAUCCUGCUGAGUGUUCUACACCAGCUCCUGGAGGGCCAGUGCAACCCAGACCUGCGGCUGCUGGGCUGUGCUGUGCUGGCCCCCCGGUGUGAGGGCGGCCGGGUGCGCAGACCCUGCCGGCACAUCUGCGAGGGCCUGCGGGAGGCCUGCCAGCCCGCCUUCGAUGCCAUCGACAUGGCCUGGCCCUACUUUCUCGACUGCCACCGCUACUUCACGAGUGAGGACGAGGGCUGCUACGACCCACUGGAGAAGCUUCGGGGAGGCCUGGAGGCUGACGAGGCGCUGCCCUCGGGGCUGCCGCCCACCUUCAUCCGCUUCAGCCACCACUCCUACGCCCAGAUGGUACGUGUGCUGAGGCGGACGGCCUCCCGCUGCGCCCACGUGGCCAGGAUCUACAGCAUCGGGCGCAGCUUCGACGGCAGGGAGCUGCUGGUCAUCGAGUUCUCCAGCCGCCCCGGCCAGCACGAGCUGAUGGAGCCCGAGGUGAAGCUCAUUGGCAACAUUCAUGGCAACGAGGUGGCGGGCCGGGAGAUGCUCAUCUACCUAGCCCAGUACCUGUGCUCUGAGUACCUGCUGGGCAACCCCCGCAUCCAGCGCCUGCUCAACACCACCCGCAUCCACCUGCUGCCCUCCAUGAACCCUGAUGGCUACGAGGUUGCAGCCGCCGAGGGUGCCGGCUACAACGGGUGGACGAGCGGGAGGCAGAACGCGCAGAACCUGGAUCUGAACCGAAAUUUCCCGGACCUGACGUCCGAGUACUACCGGCUGGCGGAGACCCGCGGCGCGCGCAGCGACCACAUCCCCAUCCCGCAGCACUACUGGUGGGGUAAGGUGGCCCCGGAGACGAAGGCAAUCAUGAAGUGGAUGCAGACCAUACCCUUCGUGCUCUCGGCCAGCCUUCAUGGGGGCGACCUGGUGGUGUCCUACCCCUUCGACUUCUCCAAGCACCCCCAGGAGGAGAAGAUGUUUUCUCCCACGCCCGAUGAGAAGAUGUUCAAGCUGCUGUCCAGAGCCUAUGCUGACGUCCACCCCAUGAUGAUGGACAGGUCGGAGAACAGGUGUGGAGGCAACUUCCUGAAGAGGGGGAGCAUCAUCAAUGGGGCGGACUGGUACAGCUUCACAGGAGGCAUGUCCGACUUCAACUAUCUGCACACCAACUGCUUUGAGAUCACAGUGGAGCUGGGCUGUGUGAAGUUCCCCCCCGAGGAGGCCCUGUACACGCUUUGGCAGCACAACAAGGAGUCACUCCUGAAUUUCGUGGAGACGGUGCACCGGGGCAUCAAAGGUGUGGUGAUGGACAAAUUCGGCAAGCCCGUCAAAAAUGCCCGGAUCUUAGUCAAAGGCAUUCGCCACGACAUCACCACAGCCCCUGAUGGCGACUACUGGAGAUUGCUGCCCCCAGGUACCCACAUUGUCAUUGCCCAAGCCCCUGGCUACACCAAGGUCAUCAAGAAAGUCAUCCUCCCUGCCCGGAUGAAGAGGGCUGGCCGUGUCGACUUCAUUCUGCAGCCUCUGGGGGUGGGACCCAGGAACUUUCUUCACGGGCUGCGGAGGACUGGGCCCCACGACCCGCUGGGAGGUGCCAGCUCUUUGGGGGAGGCCACGGAGCCCGACCCACUCCGGGCACGCAGGCAGCCCUCGGCCGACGGGAGCAAGCCCUGGUGGUGGUCCUACUUCACGUCGCUGAGCACGCACAGGCCACGCUGGCUGCUCAAGUACUAGCCGCAGCCCCAGCACCCGCCCGGAUGUGGAGACCCAGGCCCAUCUCCGCGUCCCGGGCCCCUGGCUCUUGAUUUUGUCUGCCACAGACAUUCCACAAAGCCGCUGCCGUUUUAUUAAAGUGUUUAUAUCCACUUUCCACUGGAA